Molecule: messenger RNA, 2571 nt
Organism: Pyricularia grisea
Lineage: Eukaryota; Fungi; Ascomycota; Sordariomycetes; Magnaporthales; Pyriculariaceae
Exons: 1
Coding region: 1-2571 (856 amino acids)
Source: RefSeq, a predicted model, not a curated record
AUGGACUCCUUUAGCAAGGCGCGGGCAUUCUUUUCCAAAGCGCUGCCCCCGCCGCCACCAUCAGAAGACAGCAGCAGCGGCAGCGGCAGCGGCAACAACAACAACACCAGCAAAAUCAGCAAGGAUGAUACAAUCGGCAAUGCCAGCAGUUCCGGUGCGACCUCCAGCUCCAGUAACAGGGUGUUUCCACCGCGAACCACAUCUACCAAGCCGCCGCCGUUUUCUCCUCCUCCUCCUCCAUCCAAACUUGACUCGCCGCUCCCCCGCAUACAAGAACAAGUAGCUCCGUCGUCACUCUCUAAGGCCGAUUCGGUCCGUUCGCCCAUUCCUCGACGUCCCGUUGCCCUUCCGCCCUCUCCGAAACCCGUUGAGAAGGCUCCUACUCCGACCAAAUCCUCCUCCUUGCUAUCUCCUACUGUGCCGGCACCCUCGCAAACUCCUUUGCUGGCACCUCCGUCUCCGGCUCACUCUCUCUACAGCUUGAUUUCGGCCUACUCGAGGGAUUCAGAGGAACCAGCUGUGCCACAAGCGUCCCAAGCUACAGAAGUUUCCAAGAACUCGUCCCAUGUUUCUCCGUCACCUUUAGGUUCAGACGGUAAACCACAAGAAUCGCCAUAUACGCUACCGCCGCUCGAGUUCAAGGACUCCCCCAGUUCAGGCAUCAUGUUUGGGGAUGACAAGCCGCCACCACCGCCUAUCAAGGACGGUGUAAUACCUGCACGGAAACCUUUACCUCUACCAAGCAACACCAGCAGUGGUCAGCCAGCUGCGAAUGCUACUCAGGCCCCUCUGCCACCGCCGCCCCCGCCAGCCGAUGAUAAGAAACCGCAGCCUCCAGCUGAAAUUUGGAAGAGGCGAUCCGACAAGACAGACAAGCCCAUCGGGGUGUCUGAGCUCAAAUUGACGGCGACCAAUGGCUCCACUUCGGCUCCAAAGAUCAACAACACCCAGCCGGUGCAGUCCAUCUCAACGGUCAACUCGCCCCACAAUCCCGAGCUUCUGCAGCAGCCGGGUGCGAAUUUGUCGGCUCCUGAUGCGAGACUGAAAAGUCCGCAGCCUCCACGGAGUGGAGGGCUUCCUGGUAGAAACAUUCGUCCGAAUGCGGCCACUGAAACUCCAACUCAAAAUGGGUCCGAAGUACCCACGGCCGCUAGCGAUUCCCUGUCAAAAACUGGGACCAACGGUGCAGCCAAGCUGGUUGACGGCACACCGGCAGAGAACAAGAAGGAAAAUGUGACCGUACAAUCUCAACAAGAUGAUGCCGUGCGUAACCUUCCAGACUAUCACUCUCAAAAGCAAAGUCAACAGCAAGCCCAGAAGCAGCCAUCGAAUCAAUCCCCCGACGCCGGCAUUCGUCGCCUUCCCACUCCCGACUAUGAGCAACACGAUGUGAAGAGUCCCAUCGUUGAACAUGUCGCAUCGCCUGUGUCACCAGCAUCCUCGCCGGACUUGAUAAGCUCUUACUUGGAUAAGAAAAAACCAUUGCCGGUUGUUCCCUCUCCUGCUUCGUCGCCGGACCAGGGCCCAACCGUACCUGAAAAGGCUCUCAAACCACCUGCAAACAGUGCUGCAACUCUCCCGGCGAGCCCAGCUCCUAAGAUGGGCAACCUUUGCAGCCUCCCCAAGUCUCCUAGGCCCCGAACAGACACCAAGGAACCCUCGGUCAGCUCUACGAGAGGUUCGCAGACUACAAAGGCACAAGGCUCUGUCAAAGCCCCAUCAGUCACCGAGAAAACCGCCGAGUCAUCGACGCGAUCACUCCAAGACCCUGCACCAAACCCAACACCAGUUGCCCCAGCCAAAUCACUAGAAGUGCAAACACCUCAGAACUCCCAAGGGCAGGCGCAAGCACGAUCUUCGUCACCCAGCGUUGAUAGCAACUACAACGCCAACGCUACCAACUCGCGCGAUCAGUUUCCUGUCAGGACAACGUCCAAGGCCCAAGGGCUACCUUCUUCGCCGCUGCCCCGCCUCAAUCAAGAGCAGCAAAUCGCCCACUCCGCCUCAAUAACAGAAGCAUUCCUCGAGUCCGAUGCAAGCACGAGCCAAGUCUCUACCGUCAGGCCGACCACGAGCCAACAACAAUACCAACCGAACCUCCUCUCUCCAUAUGAACCCAGGCCCCCACCACCAGGCAGCGAUGGAACGAUUUACAAGGAGCUCGUGCAGAGCGACGACUUUGAUCCGGCUAUUGCUCGUUUCCCCGCGACCAAGCUGACCAGCGACGACGUGCUAUCGGGCUCCGUCUACAAGAUGAGGUCGCUGAGCCGGUCUCAGCUCAACUGCUUCCAUCGCCACCGCUUCAUGGUCCCUACGAGCAACACCAACUAUCCGUUGGCUUGCCAAACCUGCACCCGGGCGGACUCGGAGGACCGCUUCAGGUGCAAAUUCUGUUAUCUGCGCAUCUGUUCUUCUUGCAGGGACGUACUGGCACAGAACAGGGGUGAUUUGGAUGCACUCAUGGCGCAUGUCAAGACCCAUGGUAGCAGCACGGCGCACGCCCCCUUGGGCUCCACCAACAGCAACAUCGCUGGCGUUCCGGGCUUCCCUGUCGUGACCGCACCUGCGUGA